Molecule: messenger RNA, 1147 nt
Organism: Cajanus cajan (pigeon pea)
Lineage: Eukaryota; Viridiplantae; Streptophyta; Magnoliopsida; Fabales; Fabaceae
Product: thymidine kinase a
Biological process (GO): thymidine metabolic process
Molecular function (GO): ATP binding; thymidine kinase activity
Source: RefSeq, a predicted model, not a curated record
UUUCCUUAGAAUCUAAGUGCUUUAUUCUUAUAUUUUGAUAACUAUUCUGCCUGCCCUGAGAUUUCCCUCCACAACUCAAAGUGCAUAAAAUGCGAAAUCUGUGUUCACAGUUGCAAAACCCUUAAACCCUUGCACGCUAUGAAGUCCCUCCUCAACCCCAAGUUCUCACCUUUUUCUCCCAAAGCCUCUCCUUUCGCUCUUUUCUCACUGCCUUCUCAAUCGACAACUAGUUUCUCUUUUCGCCCUCGAAUCCCCAAUCAUCGUCUCCGCCUCAACCCACCUCCCUUUUCGUUUAAUAAUUUCAUUUGCACCUCUCAAGAUCCAAACUUGCAAACGGAGCCCUCGCCACCUCGCUCCGGCGAGAUUCACGUCAUAGUGGGCCCCAUGUUCGCCGGAAAAACCACUUCGCUCCUUCGUCGGAUUCAAUCGGAAACCGCCAACGGCAGAAAUGUGGCAAUAAUUAAGUCAAGCAAAGAUACAAGAUACGGGUUAGACUCAAUUGUUACACAUGAUGGUGCAAAGUUACCAUGUUGGGCACUGUCAAACUUAUCAUUGUUCAAGCAGAAGUUUGGAGUUGAUGCUUAUGAGCAGUUGGAUGUGAUUGGUAUCGAUGAAGCUCAAUUUUUUGACGACCUUUAUGAAUUCUGCCGUCAAGCUGCUGAUAAUGAUGGAAAGACAGUAAUAGUUGCAGGACUAGAUGGUAACUAUUUGAGGAGGAGCUUUGGUUCUGUCCUUGAUAUAAUUCCCCUUGCCGACUCUGUUACCAAGUUAACUGCUAGAUGUGAAAUCUGUGCGAAGCGUGCUUCCUUUACCCUGAGGAAGACACAAGAGACACAGAUUGAGUUGAUUGGGGGAGUUGAUGUCUACAUGCCAGUGUGUCGGCAGCACUAUGUCAGUGGCCAGGUAGCCAUGGAAACUGCAAGACUUGUCCUUGAAUCUCAGAAGGUUGAAUGUGGUUCCCAUACAUAAAUUGUUCUACAUUUCUUAACGGUUGCAUGGCUGCUUAGUGUUUAAUUUAAUCGUGGUUGUGCCAUAUCUACAUAUUGUUAGGAACUGUUGUGUAGGUUCUUUUUUCAAGUAAGCUUGUCAAUAUAGUUUCAACGUUUUAUUCUAAAUGGAAAGUUACUAUUGAAUUUGCUUCAUCUUA